AUGAUCGUCGAACUGGGCCAUUACGCGCUCGUUCUGGGACUGGCGCUGUCGCUGGCUCAGAUGAUCGUGCCGAUGAUCGGCCUGCGCACCAACAAUGCGCGCAUGCUUGCCGUCGCGCCGUCGCUGACGGUGGCCACCUUCCUCGUCGUCGCGGUCUCGUUUGCAGCGCUGACCUGGGCCUAUGUUACGUCCGACUUCUCGGUUCGCAACGUCUGGGCCAACUCGUUCUCCGACAAACCGUUGCUUUUCAAGAUAACCGGCGUCUGGGGCAAUCACGAAGGCUCGAUGCUCCUGUGGAUACUGACGCUGGCGCUGUUCGGCGCGCUGGUCGCCUUCUUCGGCGGCAAUCUUCCCUCGCGCCUCAAGGCGGCGGUGCUCUCCGUGCAGGGCUCGGUGACGGUCGCUUUCGCGCUGUUCAUCCUGUUGACGUCCAACCCGUUCGAGCGUCUGUCGCCGCCGCCGCUCGAAGGGCGCGAUCUCAACCCGAUCCUUCAGGACAUUGGCCUGGCGAUCCAUCCGCCGCUCCUUUAUCUCGGAUAUGUCGGCUUUUCCAUCUGCUUCUCCUUUGCCGUUGCGGCGUUGAUCGAAGGCCGCAUCGACGCGGCCUGGGCGCGCUGGGUGCGGCCGUGGACGCUUGUGUCCUGGGUGUUCCUGACCGCAGGCAUUUCGAUGGGCUCCUACUGGGCCUAUUACGAACUGGGCUGGGGCGGCUGGUGGUUCUGGGAUCCGGUCGAAAACGCCUCCUUCAUGCCGUGGCUGAUCGGCACCGCGCUGCUCCAUUCCGCGCUGGUGAUGGAAAAGCGCGAGGCGAUGAAGGUCUGGACCAUCCUGCUCGCCAUCCUCGCCUUUUCCUUCUCCCUUCUCGGCACGUUCCUCGUCCGCUCGGGCGUUCUGACCUCGGUGCAUUCGUUCGCCACCGAUCCUCAGCGCGGCCUGUUCAUCCUGAUGAUUCUGGUCUUCUUCAUCGGAGGAUCGCUGAUCCUGUUCGCGCUGCGCGCCGGAACCCUGCGCAAUGGCGGCAUGUUCCAUCCCGUCAGCCGCGAAGGGGCGCUGGUUCUCAACAACCUCUUCCUGACGACGGCGACCGCGACCGUGCUUGUCGGCACGCUCUAUCCGCUUCUGGUGGAAGCGGUCUCCGGCGAGAAGAUCUCGGUCGGCGCGCCCUAUUUCAACUACACCUUUAUCCCCUUGAUGAUCCCGCUCCUGAUGGCCGUGCCGUUCGGACCGCUUCUGGCAUGGAAGCGCGGCAAUCUGGCCGCCGCCGCCGAACGGCUCUGGCUGACCGCCGCCAUAUCCCUGGUGGCCGCGCUCGCCAUCGCAUGGCUGAUCUAUGACGCGCCGGUCCUGUCCGCCUUUGCCUACGCGCUCGCCUUCUGGCUGAUUGUCGGCCCGUUCGCCGAUGUCUGGCAGAAGGCCGGGUUCGUCAAGAAUGGCUGGUCGACCGGCUGGGCACGCCUCAAGGGCCUGCCGCGCGCCAGUUGGGGAACCGCGCUCGCACAUGCCGGGCUCGGUAUCACGACGCUCGGCAUUGUCGGCGUGACCACGCUCGAGGACGAGACCGUGCUGCGCAUGACGCCGGGCGAGACGACGAGCUUUGCCGGGUAUGAUGUCGAGUUCAAUUCGCUGACGCCGGGCAAGGGUCCCAAUUUCACCUAUGACAAGGGCAUCUUCACGAUCAGCCGCGACGGCCGCGUGAUCGGAACGGUCGAGCCGGAAAAGCGUGUCUAUGUCGCAAGCCGGAUGCCGACGACCGAAGCGGGCAUUCAGACUGUCGGCCUGUUCAGCCAGUAUUAUCUGGCGCUGGGCGAUGCCGUCGAAGGGUCCGAGGACAUCGUGGUGCGCAUCUGGUGGAAACCGUGGGUGACGCUGAUCUGGUACGGCACGGUCGUCAUGGUCGCUGCGGGCCUUAUCUCUCUUUCCGACCGGCGCCUUCGGAUCGGUGCACCGGUUGCCGCGCGCCGCAGGCGUCAAGAGGCGUUGGCCGCCGCAAGGGCGGAGCCGGCCGAAUGA
Effrenium voratum is the source of this 2010-nucleotide messenger RNA. The record is from the annotation of a GenBank genome assembly. NCBI's taxonomy places the organism in Eukaryota, Dinophyceae, Suessiales, Symbiodiniaceae.